Pimephales promelas (fathead minnow) is the source of this 3124-nucleotide messenger RNA. Lineage: Eukaryota; Metazoa; Chordata; Actinopteri; Cypriniformes; Leuciscidae. The record is from RefSeq and is a predicted model, not a curated record.
CUGCAGAACCACAGACUGAGCCGGUGUCCAGAGGAACGCAUUACAAGUAACUCCACUCAUGUAGAUGCUGGCGAGAGACAUCUUGGCCACCUUGUAGAGGCAGACGGACAGCGAGACGGCGCAGAGGACGAAGAGCGAGUCGUUGAUGGUCACGCGCACCAGGACGAUGGUCUUUACCGGCGCAGCGCUUGACUUCACCAGCAGAGCACACGCCAGAUUGACCAGCAGGAACAGCAGACUCACGCCCGCGAACAGCAGGUACAGAGGAAACCUGCGGACCAGAGGAGGCAUGAGGAUGAGGAUGAGGAGGACAGUACAGGUUCAUCAGGAUGAGUGUGAAGAACUGCAGGCACACGGGGAGGCAGUAGAGCAUCCAGAAGCUGAAGGGUCCGAGAGUGUUGACCGUCACACAGUCCCUGAAGAAGAAGAGAAGAGGAGCGCUCUCAGACCCGUUAUAACCGCGCACAGAGGCUUCAUGAUGGUUCUGCUGAGCAGUGUGGGGGUUCUGGUUCUGCUGGUGUCUGUCCAGUGUCUGACCCGGGAUCAGCUCUUCGAUUACGGGAUCCGGUUCGGAGACCAGAUUCUCGAUUCUGGAACGGAUUCGGUUCGAGAGCUCGAGCUGGAGCAGACGCUCUACUUCUUCAGAGGAAACUUCCGUAAAAUAUACGUCGGCACUAACGGCUUCGUGUCUCUGGCCGAGCCCGGCGAUGAGUCCCAGUACCUGGGGAAGAUGCCGGCCGGCUUCGGCAUGAUCGCAGCUUUCCUGGGAGAUCUGGACACGAGCGGCGGCGCCGGACACGUCUACUUCCGGCAGGACGAGAGCCCGGGGGUCCUCCGGCGAGCCGCGGGUCACAUCAGCCAAGCGUUCCCCAACGACGAUGGGAUCGACCCCACUCACGCCGUCAUCGUGACCUGGGAGAAUGUGCUGGCUCGGGGUCAGCGAGGGCGAGGAGAUGGACUUGAGUCAAUGAAAAACACGUUCCAGCUAGUCAUAGCAAACAUGGAUUCGGCGUCGUACGCUGUGCUGCUGUACCCCGAGGAGGAGACCCGGUUCAGCUCUUCGCUCGUAGACGAGGAGGACGUGCGGGUGGAGGCCGGCUUCAGCGAGGGCUUGGUGUCGGGCUGGUUCGGCUGGGCCACGACGCAGGGCUCUUACUAUCGCAUCACUGACCACAGCGACGAGUCGGUCCGCGCCCUCGCUCAAAAGACAAACUCGGGCCGGCCUGGCGUUUGGGUCUUCGAGAUUGGUACGUCUCCGUUGUUCAGCUCCAUCAUGCCCGGCGAGGUCACAGAGGUCACGGAGGUCACAGAGGUCACAGAGCUGCCAGAUGAACCGCUAACGCCCCGUCCGGAUCCGAUCUCCGAGUCCUCCACCCCUGACGAGCUCCAGUACCACUACGUUCCCCCGCAGAACCCGCAGAGCCGGCAGAACCCGCAGGUUGUGAUCAUCGAUGAAGACGAGCUCAGCGUCGAAGUGUUUUCCUAUAACUACGAGACGUGCUCCAGCAACAAGCACAAGUGCUCCGCUUUCGCCGAGUGCCGAGAUUACGCCGACGGAUACUGCUGUCACUGCAAACCUGGUUACUAUGGCAACGGCAAGGAUUGCAUCGCUGAAGGGAAACCCCAGCGGAUGAACGGGAAGCUGAACGGCAGGCUGUUCGUGGGCGAUUCUCCGUCUCCGGUGGAGUUCUCCAACAGCGACCUGCACUCGUACGUGGUGGCGAACGACGGGCGGGCGUACAUCGCGGUGAGCAGCGUGCCGGCUAGCGUGGGGCCGUCGCUGCAGUCGCUGCCGGCUCUGGGAGAGGCCAUCGGGUGGGCCUUCGCGCUCCAGCAGCCGGGACACCACAACGGCUUCAGCCUCAUCGGAGGAGUCUUCACUCGCCAGGCCGAGGUCACGUUCCUGCCCGGCAACGAGAAGCUGAGCAUCACGCAGGAGUUCGGGGGCAUCGAUGAGCACGAUCACCUGCUGGUCAACACACACCUGGACGGCCGGAUCCCCGAGGUGCCGCCCGGAGCCACGGUCCAGGUCCCAGCGUACAGCGAGAUCUUCCAGCACUCCAGCGACCUGAUCACGUCGUCGUCGCGGCGGGAAUACAGCGUUAGCAUGGCUGACGGCAGCGUGCGCGCACACAGCUACCUGUGGACCCAGAGCCUGCGCUUCCAGAGCUGUCCACAGGGGGCGCUCUUGCUCUCGGACCCCGAACGCCAGCAGCUCAGCGUCGACCAGGUCUUCGUCAUGUACGACUCCAGCAACCAGCUGAUCCGCUUCGCCAUGAGCAACAAGAUCGGCUCCGCCCACAGUGUAAUCCCCGAGCAGAACCCGUGUUUCACCGGCAGACACGGCUGCGACACCAACGCCGUGUGCCGCCCGGCGCGAGGGAAAGACUUCUCCUGCCGCUGCGCCUCGGGAUUCACCGGAGACGGGCGCGUGUGUGACGAUGUGGACGAGUGUUCAGAAAGCGCUCAGAUCUGCGGCUCCUUCAGCGUCUGCAUCAACCAGCCGGGAACCUUUCGCUGCGAGUGUGUGAACGGCUUCCAGUUCUCCAGCGACGGGCGGACAUGUGUCGAAGUGGAGCGUCCCGUGGAUCACUGUCAGAGAGGAACGCACGACUGCGAUGUUCCCGAACGCUCCCGAUGCAGAUUCACCGGAGACUCGUCUUACGUCUGCUCCUGUCUGCCGGGCUUCACUGGAGACGGACGCGUGUGUCACGAUGUGGACGAGUGCCAGCCGGGCCGUUGCCACGGCGAUGCCAUCUGCUUCAACACCCCCGGCUCGUUCACCUGCCAGUGUCGGCCCGGUUUCCAUGGCGACGGCUUCAGAUGCACACCUGGCUCCGACAGCGAGCCGACGGUGUGUGAGCGGCACCGAGCAGCAGUGCUGGGGUCGGGUCCGUCGGGUCAGUACGUGCCCUCCUGCGACGGGUCCGGGGCCUACGACCCGCUCCAGUGCCACGCCGGCCUCGGCCAGUGCUGGUGUGUGGACCCGGACGGGCAGGAGAUCCGCGGAUCCAGAACACAAGCGGACCACACACCCCUGUGCAUUGAACACAAUGUGGCUCCGCCCCUCAUUGGCCCCACCCCNAAUAUCAGAUCAAUAUCAGAUCAGGAUCAUAACUCAUAA